Messenger RNA from Pelagomonas calceolata, 866 nucleotides. The record is from the annotation of a GenBank genome assembly. Lineage: Eukaryota; Pelagophyceae; Pelagomonadales; Pelagomonadaceae.
GCCACCUCCAUCCUUUGCGCAGGCCCUCACGAGCCGCAUUUAUCAUCCUGUAGUCUCCAAAUUUCAAUUUGCAGUGCCUGAGUACACCGCAUCGAGCGUGCAACGUCUCACGAGCAACCGCAAUCCACGUGUCGCGAACGCCGAGUUGCCAGCUAGCAAGCCCAGUCAUCAUGCAUCGCUGCGUCCUCGUACUGGCGCUCUCUGCCUCGCACGCAUUCGUCGCAACCACCCACAAGCAAUGCCGGCCCGCGCUCCGGUCCUCAAUUUUAUCGGACGACGUCUUCCCGAGCACCGCGACCGACGUCUUCGUUGGCAACAUGCCUUAUGGGAUGAGCGACGACUACGUCAAAGAUCUGGUGUACACGGUGCGCAAGGACGACGGCAGCCCCGUGAACCCCGAGGUGUUGCGGGUGACCGUGCCGCGCGACGAGGAGACUGGUAAAGAUAGAGGCCUGGCCUUCGUGAAGGUCCUGGACGCGACGCAAGCAGCGGACCUCUCGGCGGCUCUUGAUGGGUUUGAGUACCGGGGGCGUGUUUUAAAUUCGAACGUCAAAGAAUCACGAAAGAAGAAGUGGGUCGAGCGCCCGGCGGUCGAUCCCGCGACCCUCGACGACGGCGGCCUCUUCGAAGCUCUAGACACGCUGCCGGACAAGUUCGCCAUCCAGGAGUACGGCCUCGAGAAGAUCCGCAACGCGUGCAAGAAGGCUAGAAUAAAAGCGGGCGGCGACCUCGAGCAGUGCACGGCGCGGCUCCUGAAAAUCCAGGGAUUGAAGUCCGAGGUCUACCUCGACCCCGCCUUCGGCCUCAUCCCGACGCGGAACAACCGGCGGAACGCCCGGUGGAAUUAGUGUAAGAAUAUAUGUGAC